This is a messenger RNA of Lucilia cuprina (Australian sheep blowfly), 444 nucleotides long. RefSeq names its product RING-H2 finger protein ATL48-like. The record is from RefSeq and is a predicted model, not a curated record. The transcript has a single exon. Bases 1 to 444 code for a protein of 147 amino acids. Lineage: Eukaryota; Metazoa; Arthropoda; Insecta; Diptera; Calliphoridae.
AUGGCAACAGAACCUACUACUUCUCCAACCUCUUUACCACCACCUUUGCCUUCGGUUUCUAUAGAACCAUCAGUCUGUCAAAUUUGUAAGCAAUCUAUGAGUGAGGGACAGUCCUGUUUAAUUAUAAAUGAAUGCAGUCAUGCCUUUCACAGGUCAUGCAUAGAAACUCAUUUAGCCACGACAUCUGAGUGUCCCAUUUGUAAACGCCAUUGCCAAUUGUCGGAAUUAAAGAAACUAGUGAUUCAUCUCAGAGGUAGUUUAGCGAAACCUACUUUUCCAAAGCCACGCGGUGCUAUGGCAAAGCACUAUAAUACAAGGAGUGCGAGUAGAAAUGUAGGUCAAAAUCCUUCUGAUGUCAGUUUUAUUAUGGAACCAAAUGAAGACCCAAUGCCAUCAUCUGUGACCAAUACACCUAAUCCAACAAUUGACCCUCUGAAUGAAUAG